AUGACGACGGGCGCCGGUUCAAGCAGCGGACAGCCUGCGAAUGUGGGGUUACAGCUAUUUCCUCCGCCGCCCAAGAAGAGGAACCCAUCGAGGAAACCAAGUACUCGGAGACAUGCGGUCACCCCCCAAUCACCUCCCCAAUCUGCGGUGGAGAGACCAGAGUCUCCGGCCUCCAUAGCGGAUGGGAGACAGUCGGCCCUGGGCGGCAGACAGACUCCUCAACCACCUGCCGGUGCUGCUACCACUUCAUAUAUUACUCCGCCUUCACAAGCACAUCUUGCUGCUGAGAUUCCUCGUUCGCAUACGUCCCUUUCCGAGGCUCCUACGCUGGUCCGAAGUGGCAGCAUCUCCUCACAGAAUUCGAUUGCAAAGACCGGGCUAAAUAGCUCUCCACCACGAGAAGAGCCCGUCAUGCGGUCGAUCUUCCCAAGAUACAACCCCGAUGUGCCUCUCGAAUACCAACCAUACUUCCCCACGCAAGCAAGCCCUACACACAUCCCAAAGACCGUUAUCAAUCGAAGGCCGUACUCCCCCAGCAUCCAGCCCCGCAGCCCUCCCGGCCUUCACAGCCCCAUGAGCGUUGGCUCAUCCGCAGGACAUUUCCCCCAAGGAGUGCAGGAUGAGACCAUCCUCGAGCCUUCCAGCACCGAUGAACUCAAAGAACUCUGGAAAGUCGCCAACGGCUGGCGGGUCUCCUCAUCAGAAGGCCGUACUUUCUGUCUAAAAAUGAACAGUGCCGCGGAAGAACCUGUCCAUACGCUCUCGUCCGCCACACAACCUUUCUAUACUCUACGCAUAAUACCGACCUCCACCUCUGCCCAACUCACCAUGACGCGGCAAGAUCCCAAUAAAUCGCCCUCGAGCACACCCCUCAUUGGGAGCACCUUAUCACGAUCCAAGGACAAGGAAAAAGACAGCGAAGUUCUCAGUACCACCCUCGAAGAAGCCGCCCGCCGUCUCCCUCCAAAUGACGGCCUGGUCGCCCUCCUCUAUCCUCGCGCCGCAUCCAGCAUGGCCCUCGACGUCGUCACAAAGCCGCACCGUGCCGAUGCGGCCUCGGUCAUCGCCGCGGCCGAGCGUGAAUGUGCACGUCUGGUCUGGGACGUUGAUAGUCAAAAGUACUAUCUCGUUCACCCCGCACUUUCCAAUCCCUUUGUGGUGUCCAUCGCCUCCUCCCCGGCCUGGUCUCGGAUAGAAUACACUCUCGAACAUCCAGAAUUACCCAGGAAUUUGGUGAGACUUGUGAGGGAUGGUUCGGGAAGCGGAUACCUGGAGGUGGAUACCAGUGCUGCGGCGAGAAUCGACGCAUUUUAUGUUGUGGAUGUAGCGAUCUGUGCGAUCAUGUUGGUGGCCGUCGAAGAAGAGAAGGGCAGAAAUAUUGAGAGAUUCGAUGCUCCACCCCCGAACGUGGAUACUCUUUCUCCUGCAUCGCCCCUCUCUCCAUUGUCUUCGCCAAGAAAAGCGAAGAAGGAGAAGAAGCGGGCGAAGGAAAAUAAGAAAGAGAAGAAAAGCCCCAAGAUGGAGGAGUUUGAAAUAGAUCUUGAGAGCCAAGGGAGUUUCAAGAAGGGCGGGAAGGAUGAUGACAAGGUACCUGGGUGCUGCGGGUUAAUCUGGAUGUUGAUUAAGUGCUUCGUGUGGAGUUUUGUGUUGGUUAUUAAGGGCGGGGUGAAAGUUCUUGGAUGGGUAGGGAAGAAGAUAUUUACAAAGUCGUGA
Messenger RNA from Venustampulla echinocandica, 1713 nucleotides. RefSeq lists its product as uncharacterized. NCBI's taxonomy places the organism in Eukaryota, Fungi, Ascomycota, Leotiomycetes, Helotiales, Pleuroascaceae. The transcript has a single exon. The record is from RefSeq and is a predicted model, not a curated record. Bases 1 to 1713 code for a protein of 570 amino acids.